AUGUCCGCCGUCACUGCGCCGCGCAAACCUGCAGCGCGUCUUCCACGUCCCGCUGCUCGAUAUUGGAAAGGCAAGGCCCCGAAGGGCGCGGGGGAGGAGCCCUCGGACGAGUCUGAAUAUGAGGAGGAGGAGGCGCAGGAGCCCGAGGAGGAGGGAGAUGUGCUGAUUCAGGACAUUACAACCGAAGAGGUGGAGGAAGAGGAGAGAUUAGAGGUGAGGAAGGAGAGGGCUGGGGCGAAGGCAAAGGGGAUUAGUGUUGCGUUGAGGGAUGUGAAUAUCUCGAAGGAGGGGCAUGUGAUUGUUGCUGGGAAGGAGGAGGUUGGAAGGACCGAGAUUGAGGAAGUAGAGGAAGAGGAGGAAGAGGAAGAAGAGGUAUUCCUCAUUAUGCAGUCUAGCGAGGAAGAAUCAGAAGAAGAGUCCGAAGAAGAGCAGCGGAAGUUCCAAUUACGACCCGUAUUUGUGCCAAAACGCGCACGGAUUACAAUAGUAGAAAGAGAGGCUAUGGCAGAGGAUACCGAGGAGGCACUUCGAAAGAAGGAACUCGAGGCUGAAGAGCGCAAGCAGCAAAGUCACAACAUGGUAGCUGAGAGCAUCCGGCGGGAGCUCCUCGAAAAGGAGAAGGAAGAACAAGUUCCUGAUGUCGAUGACACGGACGGCUUGGACCCGGAGGGAGAGUUUGAGGCGUGGCGUUUGCGCGAACUUGCCCGCAUCAAGCGCGACAAGGAGGCGGCACUCGCUCUCGAGCUGGAGAGAGAGGAGAUCGAGAGACGGAGAGCUCUGCCAGAGGAGCAGCGUUUGAGAGAGGACCUGGAGCGUGCGGAGAAGACCAGGAAGGAGAAGCCGAAGGGGCAGCAGAAGUUCUUGCAAAAGUAUUGGCACAAGGGCGCAUUCCACCAGGACGAGGAGAUCUCGAUGCGGCACGAUUUCACUGAGGCGACCGAGUCGACGGUGGACGUUUCGCUGCUGCCCAAGGUCAUGCAAGUGAAGAACUUCGGCAAGCGUUCACGUACGAAGUACACGCACUUGCUCGAUCAAGACACCACAGUCGUCUCGGGCGGAUUUGGCGGAACGGCGCCUGUCAAAGCGGGCGGGAUGGGUACCACGGGAGGCGGCUGCUUUAUCUGCGGGGGUCCACACUUGAAGAAAGAUUGUCCACAGGCCAAGGACCUUCCACCCAACAAGAUAGGCACCGGAGCCAAUGCGGGCGCAGGAGGGCCGAGAGGGUGGGGUGCGCGGGGAGACAAGGACGAAUCACGCGGUUCAUGGCGCGAUCGCGACGACGGAAGGAGAGCAAAUGGGGACGAACACAAUGGGCGGAGAGCGGAUGACAGGGACCGCUACCGGGAUAGAGAGCGAGGCAAGUGGGACGAGCGGGAGCGAAGGGGUGGUUAUGACCGCGAUCGGGACAGGUAUGCGAGUGAGCGCAGGCAGAGAUCGUACUCUCGUUCAAGAUCGCGCUCGCCACCUAGGAGGGAACGAUGGCGGGAUGAGGACAGACGUGAAAGGCGCCGUUUGAGGGAACGUUCGGUCGAUGCGGAGAAUGAUCAUGCUGAUAAGCGGAGGCGCGUGGACUGA
Molecule: messenger RNA, 1575 nt
Organism: Laetiporus sulphureus 93-53
Lineage: Eukaryota; Fungi; Basidiomycota; Agaricomycetes; Polyporales; Laetiporaceae
Exons: 7
Coding region: 1-1575 (524 amino acids)
Biological process (GO): mRNA splicing, via spliceosome
Cellular component (GO): U2-type spliceosomal complex
Molecular function (GO): RNA binding
Source: RefSeq, a predicted model, not a curated record